AUGGGGUGGGGCGGGCGCAAGCGAUUCCUUCCCUCCCGGCCAGGCUGCGCGCCAAGUUGGGACAGGAGGGGGGAAAUGAUGGGCUCGGAGGACGGCAGGAGGUGGCCAGAAAGAGAGGCACUCACCGUUGUAGGGAAGGGCCUGGGAAGAGCAGAGUUCCUGUCCCCAAAGCGAGCCGAAAUGAGGUCCCCAGAGCGGGGCCCCCGGAAUUCGAAAAUGAAGACAGUGCAUUUCUCUUUGGACCCCCAAGGAGCGAGGAAGGGAGCCGAAAGGGAACCGGCAGCUAGGGCUUAUUCGGCAACCGGCAAGGUUCAGCCGAUCCAGGUUGGACCGGCCGGGGCUGGGGUGAGGUGCGACCCCCAGAGUUGCUGGGCAGCGCCGAGACCCAAGGAGCAGAAAAUAGAGAAAUUGCGAAAACCUUCCGCAAGGGGACGCCAUUUCCGCGUGGCGCAGGACCCUAGCACUGCUAGCGCUGCCGCCUCGGCAGUCAACCUCUGUGAAUCACACGGGGACCUUGGAGAUGAACUCUUGGAUUCCCAGAGCAAGUUUGCCAAGGACUCUGGGAGUUCCACUGCACCGUCUGUUAGUUUAAUAAAUAUAAUUUUCAAGCCACAGAUGCUAACAAAGUCAGAGACGACCUUUAAAGAAAAGACCAUGACGGAGCUGAGGAAGGUGAACAGCCGAAUAAAACAAACUCGAAUGCAGCAAGAAUCAGUAAUGCAGGAAACCGAGCAGCUAUACAAUGAAAAGUUACUUGUCCAGACUGAAAACCAAUUCUUUCUGGAAUACCUAGACAAGGAAAUUGAGGAGUACAGAAGGAAGCCUGAAGAGCUAUGGGAACAUUAUUUACAAAAAAGUGAGGAGAUUGAACAAAGGAGACAAGAAUCAGCCUCCAGAUAUGCAAAACAAACCUCAGUGUUUAAAGGGGAGCUCUUGCAGAAGGAAAACCUCCAAUCCAAUUUAAAGCAGCAGUUGCAGGCACUGAGGGAUGUUUCCCUAGUAAAGGAGAAACAGGAGAGAGAAAUACAGAUGUUACAGGAGAAGAAAAAGGAAGCCCAAGCUGAGAUCGAUGCAAAGAAAUUGGAAGUCCAGCUCCAGAUGGUCCAGGAAAAAGCAUUACUGGAAAAACAACUGAGUGAGCCAGACCCGAGGCAGUUGGGAAAAAGAAAAAGAGAAGAGCUUGAAAGGAAGGCCCAGGCCUUGGAGGCAGGAGCAAAGCAGUAUACUUUUGAGUUCUACCAUGACAUGAGGAGAGAGAACGAGCAGUUAAAGAAGGAAUUACAGCAACAAACUCAGCAUUGCCAGGAGUUGGAGGCUAUUAGGAGCUGGCUCAAAAAUCAAAAGCGGCAGCUCCAGCAGGAACAGUGGUAUAUGGACUGCUUAGUCCGGGGGAGGAACCGACUCCAGGGAAGGCAUAACCCGUGCCCAGGACAGGGUGCUCCAAAGACCACAAUAACACCUCUCCUAAUCACCAAAUCAAAUAUUAAUCCAAAGCAAUUCCCAAAACAACACUGAUUAUAUAAGGACUGGAGUAAGAAUUCUCACGUGCUAUAUAGACCUGGUUAGGAAGGCUUUGGGAUCUGACUGCUAUGGUAAAACAUCCAUCGUGAUGUGUUAGUGUGAAAGAUUAGGUGUGAAAGAAAGAUUUUUUUUCCAAUAGUACUGCUAGGUAUUUGUGUGAGUGGCAUGCCUUAAUUAGAUUUUCCUUUAAGUAAUCUUGUUGAUGAACAGGAUGUUCCUCAAAUCUCCAGAUAACCUGAUACCAUUCCCUAAACACCUGUACUUCAAACUAGCUCAAGGAAACCACCUUGAGGAAAUGAAAGGAAAAAGGUUGUGUGACUUCAUCUAGCUAAAUUAGAUUUCUUUAUAUAGAAAACACCUUUUAAGAAUAGCAUUUCAGAUUGACUUUAUAUAGUGCCUUCUGCUCUUUAAACAACCAAUUAUCCUCAUGCCUCUUGACCAGCUCCACACAAAGGCAAAGUGUUUUUUAAGCUUUUUCAAGUUCACAAGCAGUGGCCAAGCACUUCCCCCAAUUUUGUCAAGAGUGAAAAAGUAAACUGCAAGUCGGAGAAGAGCUAGGAAGAAAAAAAAGCACUGGGCAGAACGACCUUUUGUCUGAUGCUCUGCCCCUCAACUGGGUAAAUUGAGAAGGGAAGAGCAGAAAGGGGAUGUAUAUUCGGUCAACUACUUUUGACAGUCUUUUCUGUGAAGAAACACUUCUGGCAUUAAUGAGGUGACUGAAUGCCUCUGCUUGUUUUAGGAAAAGGUAUCAAGAAAAGUGUUAAAAUAUUUGGAAGACUUUUUUAAAGAGUCUUAUAUCUAUUUCCCUAACAUUCUAAAUUCUAAGAUAACAAGAUCACUUAAUUAAGUUAACUAUAAUAGGUACUUCAAUUUUAGGUCACUUAUUACAUUUUCUUCUGUGUGCACUUGAUAGUACAUGAAAUGCCUUUUGUAAUUAAUAUGUGCCUUGUAUUUAUGUCUAUUUAGAACUGGAAACAAGAUUUUUAAUUAGUACAGACGUUUAGCUUUUGAAAUUUUUUUGCACUAAAAAAUAUAAAAUAAACAUUUUUUACACUUACAACUUAUGAUUAGACUAUUUGAAUGCUAAAUCCUAGUACAGGGAUAUAACCCCAUAUUUUAACAUCACUCCUCUAUGGGGAAAUAUAAUCCAACCUUAUGUUUUCUAGAAAUUGUCAGUGAUAAGAAACUACAAAAUAAUUUUCAUGAAUUUUGUUUUAUUCCUAUGUAAAAUGAACUUAAAAUUGGCUUAAAAAUUUUUUUCUCCCUCAAUGCCUUUUACCUCUAGCUUUAACAAUUUUGUUAAAUGUGUAUGGUUAUUAAAAAUAAAAUGUAUAUUAAUAUAUCU
Acinonyx jubatus (cheetah) is the source of this 2866-nucleotide messenger RNA. It is a transcript of the gene CCDC121, whose product is annotated as coiled-coil domain containing 121. Lineage: Eukaryota; Metazoa; Chordata; Mammalia; Carnivora; Felidae. The record is from RefSeq and is a predicted model, not a curated record. The coding region runs from base 1 to 1515 and encodes 504 amino acids. The transcript is spliced from 2 exons.